CCAAAAAAGACAAAGCCAACACGGCCGGCAGUCUUCGGCUCCACGCGCGUGGCGCCACGCGCGUCGCUCCAUGCGCGCGCUGCGGAACCUGUGGACGCGCACCACCGAUCUGCUGACGGGCUCGGCGGCGCGCGCCACGGCCGUGCAGCGGAUCUAUGUCAGUAGUGCAGAUCCUGCAGAGGCAGAGGAGGAGGUCGUGGCGGAGCCCGUCUCGACCACGCCGGCCUCGCAGCACCAUUCGCCGAAGCGAGGGCCCUCGACGGCCUGGAAGUCCAGCACGCAGGAGGACGUCAAGCUGGAGGUAGAAGAUCUGCCGGACGAUGCUCCUCACGUGGUGACCUUCUCGGAGGACGCGCGGAACGGCUACAGCGGACACGCACAAGAUCGUGAACGUUGGUUGGAGGCGACCAAGAUCCAGGCCAUGACGCGCGGACCCGAUGCCACCCGGAAGGAGCUGCGCCUCCCAGACUCUUCUCCUGAGCGGCCUGAGGGACUGAAUCCAUUGUGGAUGAGAGUCCUGAUCAAGAUGAUGAAGGGGACAUCAAGUCUGAUGAAGUUCCAAGGCAUCUUUGGUGACAACGCUAGUUCCAGAAUCUGCAACCGAAGAAUACAGCGUCUACCUCGUCUUGCGCUGUCACGGCCUGAAAUGCAAGGUGCGGGGUAUGCACUGCAGACCAUCACGACGUGCAGCACCUUGCUAUGGCAGAUCACAGGAGGUCGUCAAGGCCGUCUCCAGGCGUGGCGCUUGCACUUCUUGGCGUCUCACGGCGAUCUCGUCGCCAAAGGCUUCGCAUCGCCGCGUCGCGACGUCGCGGACCUCACGCAGCGUGGUGACGCACCUUCCUUGACUCACUGGACCUCACGCUUUGGGGCUGACCAGUCACCGAAGCGGCGCCUGGACUGGGCGGCGCACAGGAACGACAGAUGCGCACGGACCGCGAGAUGGCUCAGCCACCUCGCUCGGUGGUGCCUGUUACUUUGGAGGUCGUCCUGUCAGAGAAGCAGAGAUGCCAAGAGGCAAGCUAACAAGGGCCUACCAUGUCGGAAGCCUCCGUCGGAGGGUCCAUGUGUUGGAAGCUUAGCCUUCGAACGUGGAUGCAGCGAGACUAUUGAGAUGAAACACCAAGCACUUCGCAACAGUUCCUGAUGUAUCUCAUACCAGCUCCCCCGCUUCGGGGGUGGUUCCAUAGACACCCAUGAACCUCUGAGGUUAAGCUCUUAUUGGACACCCCUGAAACGGCCCGGCAUGGCCCGGCAGCCGGGCCUGGGGCCCGGGGGGGGCCACUGGUAGAAGCUCCUUCUCUUUGGACCAGGUCCCACACGGGCGUCUCGGGCCUCGCCGGGCUGCGCCGGGGAACUCUUGGGGGCGCUGCCACGCAGCGACGGAACCGCAACGCCGGCAACGAGGCAAACUCAGUGGGGUUAUGUGGGGUUAAGAUGGUCAAGCUACAUGCACACACAGAUGGAUAGACCAUGGUCUACCACAAAAUGUUGGUGAGUCUGGCGAUUGGAACUGAUGAUGAAUUGUAGAAAUCAGAGAAAGACCGACCUUAGUUGUUUUAUAAUUACAUGUGAUGGCAUGAAGCACUUGGACAUAUCAGGAAGUACCAGGCGGAGUUCCAUUUUCGUUUGGAUGAUUCCUGUUCCUGACUCGAUCGGUCUGACGUUUCUUCCCGUUCUCGAGCCUGUAGGGAGUCUGUGGGAGGUCUGGAAACCGCCACACCCAUCUCCCAGACCUGCGAAAGGUGGCACUCAUGUGGACGGGGUUUGGUCUAAGGGCUGGUGCUGGUGGGUCAUGAACACCUUUGUUCCGUUGGUUUUUGUAGGGAUAUGUACCCACAGGUGGUUCAAGAUGAACAUGCACAAAAAUAAAGAUGUUUUGAGGUACGGCAUUGAAGCUUGAGGCCAAACAUUCUGAUCGUUCCGUCACGAGCCGAGUCAUUAAAGCGACACUUGGGAUGAAACCCAAUAAACAGCAUAAAUGAAACCAAUGUGCAAAUAUUGUCCAAGUGCAAUAAACAGCAUGUCCACCCUUGCAGAACAAACCAUAUUGCACUUUUUCAUGUGAUACAAUAUUAAUUGGUUUCCAUAUGUGUUUCAUGUGCUUGCACCGGAAAAAACAUAAACAACACAAUGCCUAAAGCCUGAUAUAUCUUCUUUGUGUGGCUGUCUCAACAGAGGAACUCUCCGCCCCUUACGCUGGCGCUCUCCGCUUCUUCGUGGUUCGACCGACCCAGGCGAUCCAGGCGAGGUCUUCACCGAAGAGCUGAAGCGGUGGAACCGGCAUAUGACCGCGCAGGAAAGGGAAGAACCCAGACCCUGGAAUGGCAACGUGAGAAUGACCUGGACAAUUCACAUGGCGCGGACUUGACGCCAAGCCUAUCAAGCUCCUUCACCGCUGGCAUGAGGCCUGCCUCGACCUUGCCCAUUUCCUUGAAACCAUCAAGAUCACCUCAAAUUUGCAUUUGCGGGUUGUUUCACAAAAACAUCUCAAAGGGCGGCUGGUUUGAAGGAGUAGGUGCGCACUUGCCUUGCCGCAUGACCUGUGGAUAACGGACACUUGCUCUGCUUUCGACGGAGACUUUCACUCACCGGGCCGUAUCGGUAGCAGGCCGAAGCCGACCGGCAGCCGGGGUCUGGUCAUGGAACCUUCCGGUGGACCUCGCACAUGGCAAGUGGUGGACCUGUGGGAUGGUUUUGGGGGGACGAGUCUUUUGGAUGGCGACCAACACGACGAGCUGAGAAAAAAAGCACACUGC
Molecule: messenger RNA, 2759 nt
Organism: Durusdinium trenchii
Lineage: Eukaryota; Dinophyceae; Suessiales; Symbiodiniaceae
Source: the annotation of a GenBank genome assembly